Messenger RNA from Capsicum annuum, 1612 nucleotides. RefSeq names its product calcineurin B-like protein 4. The coding region runs from base 309 to 974 and encodes 221 amino acids. Gene Ontology annotation, molecular function: kinase binding; calcium ion binding. The transcript has 9 exons. The record is from RefSeq and is a predicted model, not a curated record. Lineage: Eukaryota; Viridiplantae; Streptophyta; Magnoliopsida; Solanales; Solanaceae. Gene Ontology annotation, biological process: calcium-mediated signaling.
ACACUAUAAAGUAAGUAAGAAAAUUAUUUUUAUUUGCUUAUAAAGAAAACAUUUUUCAUGAAAAACAUUUUCGUAUCAAACAUCGUCGAUAACAAGUUCUUUUCUAGAACCAGAAACUAUCCUAGUUUAUAUGCUUUGCUUUAUUGGGGAUGCUGAAUUUCCCCCUCGGAACACUGGAAAACCUAACAUUGACUAUGAUCCCCCGUAAAGUAAAGUAAUUGAUGCCCGAUAAUGCACUUAGUGUUUGUAAGAAGAUAAAACUUGUGAACAAAAAUAUAUUUCUGGAUCUUUAAGUCCCGUGCGGAAUAAUGCAUGCACUAACGGGAUGUUUUCGUUCCAUGAGAUCAAGGCGUCCACCUGGUUUCGAGAACCAUGACUUACUAGCUUCUGAGACUUCCUUUUCUGUUAAUGAAGUGGAUGCAUUGUAUGUUCUAUACGGAAAACUAAGCAGCUCCAUAAUUGAUGAUGGUCUUAUUCAUAAGGAGGAGUUUCUUCUUGCGCUCUUCAACUGUAGCCCUAAGCAGAAUCUUUUCGCACACAGAUUGUUUGAUUUGUUUGAUCUUAAGCAAAAUGGGGUAAUUGAAUUUGGAGAAUUUGUUCGGUCAUUAAGCAUAUUCCAUCCAAGGACUCCUCAAGCAGACAAGAUUGAAUUUGCAUUUAAAUUGUAUGACUUGAGGCACACUGGAUUCAUCGAACGUGAUGAGUUGAAGGAAAUGGUAUUUGCUAUUCUGAAUGAAUCGGAAUUGACACUUCCGGAUGAUGCUAUCGAAGCAAUUGUUGAUAAGACAUUUCUAGAGGCAGACACGAAAAGAGAUGGACGGAUUGAUCUAGAAGAAUGGCAGGAAUUGGUCACAAGAUAUCCUUCUAUCAUUAGGAACAUGACUUUACCAUUCCUAAAGGAAAUAACUCAAAUGUUUCCAAGCUUUGUGCUGACAACUGAAGCUCAAGAUUCACAACUAGUGUUUGAAAACUGAUCGGUGCCAACUGCCAAAUUCUAUUCUGCUAUCAGCGCACUAUCAACAAGGUGUCGUUUGGUUCAUGCCUCAUGGGAUAAAGGUGAAAUGUCUCAGGAUUAAAUUUAUAUUUGUUUGGUUGAAGAUAUAACUAAUCGCAGGAAAAGUUUAUACCUCGAACACAGUAUUAUGUCAUUCCACCUGGGAUAAUUAGUCACACGAUUAUAAUUGCAGGAAUAUAAUCUCGGGAUAACUUUAUCCGCAAACGAAACGACUCCCAUGCGUUUGAAAGUACCAGUCUAUAUUUCCAUUCUUUGUUUUUUUUGUUCAAGUAGCUAUCUAUCUGCUCUUAGGCAAACCAUAAACUAUAUUAAAGGAAGAAAAAACUUUUUUGUAUAUUGUAGCAGUUGUAGUGGUAGUUGACGAGAGCUCUAUGGAUGAUUUGCACAAAUGGAGCACUUUUGUGCUGGUAUUUUAUCGAUUUUAUGCUAAAUAAAUCUAGGUAGCAUAUGAUCAUGCAAUUCGGAGCUUAAAUUUAAAGUUGACUUGAAAUAAGUGUUUAUCUAUGAUAUUUGAAUAAAACUUUUUCGGAUGUGCAUUCUCAAUAUAGGGAGUAAUUACCCGGUUAAUUCAAGUUAAAGGUGUUAAGAUGUAAUUUU